ACACGGCCCGCAUAAAGACGACUGCACCGCGCCACUCAUCAUGGCCGAGAAACGCAUCCAGCUUUCUCUCGAACUCAAGACUACAACCUCCCACGCCUUCGAGAAGGUUACGUUCCACGACACCGGCAAGACUAAGCUCGUUGAACGACCCAACGCUAGUUCUGGCACGGCUUCCAUAUCGUUGACUACCAAGCCCUACGAGUACCGCGCGGACCGCACAAUCGACGGCAAAGCGCUAGCCUCUCGCUCAUCCCUCUCUAAAUUCCAAAAGAAAAACACAACCUACGACACGAGCCAGCUCUAGCAAACACGUAUCAACCACGGCCUCUACAUCACGAUGUCCACGGCCCCCCAACCCCUCCGCAUCGCCAUCGGCAGCGACGAAGCCGGCGUCUCCUACAAAACGGCCAUCAAAGCCGACCUCGAAAAGAACCCCCUCGUGGCCUCUGUCACCGACGUCGGCGUCCCCGAGUCCUCGGACAAGACCGCCUACCCCCACAUCGCCGUCGACGCCGCCAAGCUCAUCUCCUCGGGCGCCGCGGACCGCGCCAUCCUCAUCUGCGGCACCGGGCUCGGCGUGGCCAUCUCCGCGAACAAAGUGCCCGGGAUCCGCGCGGUCACGGCGCACGACAGCUUCAGCGUGGAGCGGGCCGUGCUGAGCAACGAUGCGCAGGUGCUGUGUAUGGGGGAGCGCGUGGUGGGGAUAGAGCUGGCGAGGCGGCUGGCGAAGGAGUAUUUGGGGUAUAGGUUUGAUACGAGUAGUCCGAGUGCGGCGAAGGUGCAGGCGAUUAUGGAUCAUGAGACGAAGAAUUACGCGAAUUGAAGGGAAGGAGGGGAAAGGAAGACGGUUUCAGGGGGAAUAAGCGGGGGGAUUUGGGGGACGCUGUGGGUUGUGUCGUUGGAAGAAAGAAUGGUCGUCGUCGUCAAUGAGAUUGCGUAGCGAAAAAAUAACGUGGCUCCUGUUUUGGAUGGUAUUGGGAUAUCAGACGCAGUAUACAAAUUAAAACAGAAGAGAGAUCAAUCUAUUUGAGUUCAAUUUACCAGGAAAACAAAGCGUGGUAAGAAAUGAACUCAUAAAAGCGCAAUAUGUACAAAUGGUCCGAAUCCCAUUACGUCGUCUUACCAAAUAGUCCUAAGUCGCAACAUCAA
Mytilinidion resinicola is the source of this 1149-nucleotide messenger RNA. RefSeq names its product ribose 5-phosphate isomerase. Gene Ontology annotation, biological process: carbohydrate metabolic process. Gene Ontology annotation, cellular component: intracellular anatomical structure. Gene Ontology annotation, molecular function: isomerase activity. NCBI's taxonomy places the organism in Eukaryota, Fungi, Ascomycota, Dothideomycetes, Mytilinidiales, Mytilinidiaceae. Bases 338 to 823 code for a protein of 161 amino acids. The transcript has a single exon. The record is from RefSeq and is a predicted model, not a curated record.